AAUUUCUACAGCGCUCUUGUCUUUUGAGCUCUCAACCCCCUUCUCUUCCCGAACCUCCCAACUCUUCUAUUUUUCCACAAUUUGUUUUCUUUAAUUUUUCGUUUAUAUUUAUCAUCUUUUUCCGCCCCCAAAAUUUUCUGCUUGAUAUUCUCCGAGUUGCUUUUCCCUUCCAUAUAAAGCUUCCAUUUUCAAACCUCCAUUUUCUCUCUCCUCUAUCUUUUGUCUCUGCGUUUUCUCUCUGUAAAUAUCUAUAAUUGUACGUAUAUAUUCCAAUUGGCUGCUUAAUUUUGGCAAUUGGGUUAUUCGAUCCCUGAAAAUUUUGAUUCUCCGACCCCUUUAUUCGAUUUGCUCGUUCGAAAAGAUCAGAAAUUUAUACCAGGAAAAGCUCAAUCUUACUUUGCCGAAUCGAACCCAGAUUUCGAUUUCCCUGGUUUUGCGAAUGGGAAGAGGAGGAGCUGGAAUUGGCAAGCCAAAUCCCACAAUUCAUACAUGGGGUUCGUUAGGUGAAUGAAGUUCGAGUAGUUCUUCGGUCGUACAAGAUUUUGUGUGGCUGAUUUGGUUGUUCUGUGCAUGCCAUUCUGAUAGAAACCCUGAGCCUGAGGCUCGGGGAUCUGAAAAUUUCGAAGCUUGAAUCGAUGGCGUCCUCAGAGAAUGAGCCUAUGUCUCAAUUGGGUGGCGGCGAAACUCGGGCUCCUUCCCAACACGUAGAUAUGCAGAAAUUCCGGCUUUACGAGACACGAGCGAACUUUUACAUGAUCGGGAGAGAUAAGAGUAGAACGUAUUGGAGAGUACUAAAGAUUGACCGGUUGGACCCUUGUGAGCUUAACAUUCGUGAAGAUUCUACCACGUACACUGAAAGAGAAUGUUCUGACCUGUUGUGGCGGAUACAUGAAGGGAAUAAGGCUACCGGUGGAUUGAAGUUUGUCACCAAUUGUUAUGGAAUUGUUGGAUUCGUUAAAUUUUUAGGGCCCUAUUACAUGCUGCUUAUCACGAAAAGAAGACAAAUAGGCGCAAUCUGUGGUCAUACUGUAUAUGCAGUCUCCAAGAGUGAAAUGAUACCGCUUCUGAAUUCUUCUGUCCAAUCCAGUACUACUAAUUCUAAAAAUGAAAACAGAUACAAGAAGCUCUUAUGCACAGUGGACCUUACAAAGGACUUCUUUUUCAGCUACUCAUACCAUGUUAUGCGUAGUCUGCAAAAGAACAUGUGUAAGAAUGAGACAGGAAAUGUCCUUUAUGAAACCAUGUUUGUCUGGAAUGAGUUUUUAACUCGGGGAAUUCGGAAUCACCUCCAAAAUACUCUUUGGACGGUUGCAUUGGUUUAUGGCUUCUUUAAACAGGCCACUCUCUCUAUAUCUGGACGUGACUUCAAGCUGACCCUUAUUGCAAGACGUUCACGUCAUUAUGCAGGCACCAGGUAUCUGAAACGUGGUGUUAAUGAAGAGGGAAGAGUAGCUAAUGACGUUGAGACAGAACAGAUUGUCUGUGAGGAUGUUCCUGAGGGGUUUCCGAUGCAGAUAAGUUCUGUUGUGCAGAACCGGGGCUCAAUCCCUCUAUUUUGGUCACAGGAAACCUCACGUUUAAAUAUCAAACCAGAUAUAAUAUUGUCAAAAAAGGACCAAAACUAUGAAGCCACUAGGCUGCACUUUGAAAAUCUUGUUAAGAGAUAUGGGAACCCCAUUAUUAUAUUGAAUCUGAUCAAGACACAAGAGAAGAGGCCUCGAGAAUCGAUACUACGUAGAGAGUUUGCUAAUGCAAUUGAUUUCAUUAAUAAAGACCUAUCUGAUGAGAACCGUCUGAAAUUCCUUCACUGGGACCUCCACAAACAUCCCCGGAGCAAAGCUACGGAUGCUUUACUACUCUUGGGCAAGGUGGCUACAUAUGCAUUGACACUAACUGGGUUCUUCUAUUGUCAAGUUAACCCAGCACUGAGACCUGACGGUGUCAUUAAGUGGCCUUCCUCUGGUGUAAUGUGGAACAGGCAUUUCGACAGUAACUUGUUUCCCGAAAUACAUAAUGCUAAUGGUGAUGGGGAAGCUAAUGGUAAUGGGGAUGCUGAUAACAUAGAGUGUAAACCAAGUGGAGGCAGAAAUAUUGCAAAUGGUAAUCAUUCUGUCAAGCCAUCCAUGUUCCAGAGCGGGGUGCUUAGAACCAAUUGCAUAGACUGUCUGGAUCGCACAAAUGUUGCUCAGUAUGCAUAUGGGUUGGCUGCAUUGGGACACCAGCUUCAUGCUUUGGGAGCUAUAGACAAUCCAAGGAUAGAUCUUGAUGCUACUUUGGCUGAAGAUUUGAUGGGAUUUUACGAAAGAAUGGGUGACACACUUGCACACCAGUAUGGUGGUUCCGCUGCACAUAAUAAGAUGUUUUCUGAGAGAAGGGGUCAGUGGAGAGCAGCAACUCAGUCUCAGGAAUUCUUUAGAACUCUUCAACGGUAUUACAGCAAUGCUUACAUGGAUACAGAGAAGCAAGAUGCAAUUAAUGUAUUUCUAGGGCAUUUUCAACCACAACAAGGCAAACCUGCACUGUGGGAAUUGGAUUCUGACCAGAAUUUUUACUCCGGGAAGGAUGAACCAAAAGAUAAGGAUCUAGAUGGAAGGUCCACUUUCAAAAGAUCUUAUUCCGAUGGCAACAUUCUUCAAGAAAGCAGCUCACUUAUGUCAUCCCCACAUGUUAAGCAGGAGAAAUUUACAAACCCUUGUAUGCCUGAUCGAUCACAACAAGAAAGCAAGAUUCUUUCAGAGUCAUCACCUGAUAUAUCAACUUCUGAGAGUGAUAUUGCAUUUUCAAGGUACACUCCCUCGAUGCCUCGCAGGCAACUUUUUGGAGAGUUUCAAAGAUACCGGUGUGAAAGUGAGCAUAUUUACUAUUCCGAACGUGGAGAUACGUACAACUUCUCAAACUUUGUUGACCUGGACUGGCUAUCUUCAUCUGGGAAUUCUUGUGAGGAGGAGCCAUUUGAGAGGUCGUCAGUACUUGCAUCUCCAAUUGAGGGGCUAUCAGCGGAGAAUGUUGUUAACGGAAUAAUUGGGGAUUCUACUCCAUCUACUAGUGAAUAUGGAUCAAGCAUGAAGGGGAAGGAGCAGGCAGGAACGGGGUUGUCCUUUCAUAACGGGGAGAGUUCCAACGUUCUCGAGGAGUAUCCCGAUAGCUUUGUGAACUGGGUCAACUUCGGAGAGACGAUAUGCCACUGAAGUUUUUAAUCAAUUUUCCUCAGUAAUACACUCCCGCCUUCAUUUGGCUCGAGCAUUUUCCAAAAGAUGCUGAUCCACGGAUAAGAAACUAUAGAGUGCGUGUUACCAAUGUCAGGAACAAGGGAGAAACAAAGGCAGUGGAACCGGCGUUCGUUGAGAGGAUACUCUUCCUAGAGGCAGGUCGUGUACGAUACAGCAGUGAUUUGUUCAUGAAAAGAAAAGAAAUCUCAGUCGGAAGUUAUACCAUAGUACAAGAGAGUAAAUAGUCAACAGUUAAGAGAUUCUUAGGAGCUCUUUCUCCGUUAGUUCGUGGACGGUAGAUUUCAAACCUGUAAAUAUAUUGCUCGUUGGAGCUCCACUUUAGAGUUGCAGGCCGUCGAUUCUUUUAUUUUCCGUCGUGUUAAUUUGUAGACCGGCGUAAAAACUGACAUUGCCGGAGAAGAAGUGCGGGAUAUCGGGUCCUUCUGUUGUAGAAGUAGAAGUGGAGAUGCAGCGAUUCUUGCCUUUAAGCGCUAAUUUUAGGCCAAGACUUGGCGUUUAAUAUAAAGAUCACUGUAAAAUAUUCAUUCAAUAAGUUGUCCAAUUUGGCCAAAUAAAAGUUUUACCAUUUAAUUAAUAAUAGUUUUGGUUGAGAGUGUU
Malus domestica (apple) is the source of this 3827-nucleotide messenger RNA. NCBI's taxonomy places the organism in Eukaryota, Viridiplantae, Streptophyta, Magnoliopsida, Rosales, Rosaceae. The record is from RefSeq and is a predicted model, not a curated record.